AUGACGUCAUUACUGUUCUUCAAAGUGACACUGGAAAUUCACAUAUACUGCCGUUAACUGUUCUAUCAUUACUUCAAGAUUUCUCAGUUUUUUCUUUCAAGAUAUUGGCCUAAGCUGAUGGUCACCUGAUCUGAAUAUGAUUUGGCUGUGUCCACAUUGUGUUUGUCUGCAAGGUUGAACUCAGGUGCAGUGGACCCAAGAAAUCAACCAGUCUCUUGGCUUCCUGGCUACAAAUGGAUAAUGUGACACAUGGAGGAAAUUGGGACCCCCCCUUACAUGAAAUAAAAUGUUUCCCUUGCCUUUUUAACUUUUCCCUGGGCAGCAGCUCUACACAAAAAUUGUCUGAAUCAAAGUUAACUUCAAAUGGCUACUCUCCGUGCGUCCACUCCAACUUCAUCACUUGCUGGUGCUACUCGUGAGCGCAAGAGAACCAUAUCUGCUCCUUGCCCUGUUCUUGGGUUGGCAGCUAAGGCACAGAAGGGGAAGGUGAGAUGUUCCAUGGAGGAAAAGCGUAGAGUGGGAGAGAGCAGCAGCAAGAAUGUGGGAAUGGCUGCAGCCAUGAUGGCAGCAGCUGCAGCAGCCAUGGGAAGCCCGGCCAUGGCUUUGGUGGAUGAGAGGAUGAGCACAGAAGGAACGGGGCUCCCCUUCGGCUUGAGCAACAACCUUCUGGUCUGGAUUAUACUGGGUGUCUUUGGUUUGAUCUGGACUUUCUACAUUGUCUACGCUUCCACUCUUGAAGAGGAUGACGAGUCUGGAUUAUCUCUCUAAAUCUGAUAAGAGUUUCAGAGUAUGCAAGAUGUGGCUUGAAAUGGUCAAGGCUCCUCUGUCUUUAACCGUGUCCUGUAAUUUUCAACUCUUAUGAAAAUGUAUUCUGUAUCUCCUUUCAUUCCCCCUAUUUUCUUUUUUGCUGAUUGAAAUAAAUGAGAGAAGCAAAAAUUCACACGUGAAAAGUUAAAUAGAGACCCCACCAUGUAAACACGUGACGAGAGGUGUUUACUAAAUUUUCAUUUAUAAACAGAAGAUUGGAAGAAGGGAGGGUUACGACA
Messenger RNA from Diospyros lotus (date-plum), 1046 nucleotides. Its product is annotated as photosystem II reaction center W protein, chloroplastic-like. Gene Ontology annotation, biological process: photosynthesis. Bases 364 to 768 code for a protein of 134 amino acids. The record is from RefSeq and is a predicted model, not a curated record. NCBI's taxonomy places the organism in Eukaryota, Viridiplantae, Streptophyta, Magnoliopsida, Ericales, Ebenaceae. Gene Ontology annotation, cellular component: photosystem II; chloroplast. The transcript has 4 exons.